Nicotiana tabacum (common tobacco) is the source of this 2135-nucleotide messenger RNA. RefSeq names its product protein trichome birefringence-like 10. Gene Ontology annotation, molecular function: O-acetyltransferase activity. The record is from RefSeq and is a predicted model, not a curated record. Gene Ontology annotation, cellular component: Golgi apparatus. Lineage: Eukaryota; Viridiplantae; Streptophyta; Magnoliopsida; Solanales; Solanaceae.
UUUAUUUUGAAUGUUUGUCUUUAAUUUGUCCACAACUGUCCCCACCUCAUCAUCCUCAACUUCUUCUAACUCUGUCCUCUUUUACACACACACACACACAUAUUUUCUCUCUCUAAAGAACCCCACUUAGCUACUGAAAAAGCUCUCUGUGAAACACUUUUCUAUAUCUUCUCAAAACAAAAACCCUCCAAUAUUUUUCAACUUUUUUAUUUUUUAUUUUUUCCUCAUUCUUUUGUGCUUUUUCGAGACUUGUUUAUUCUAUUUUGCUAAUCCUGUUCAUCCCAGGAAGUCUUUUUUUUAUAGUCUAAAGCAGAGAUGAGUGAAACCCCAUCUCCUAGAAUCUUAAACACAAUGACCCAAUUGAAAAUUUUCAAGAAAUUCAAGCGCUUGAAGCUUUUUGAGCCAUCACCAGGUGUACUUGGCUGUUUUUUCUUCACUGUUUGCUUAUUCUUGUGUCUCUUCUUGUUAGAUUACAGAAAAGUAAACAAAGGGCCUCGUUUGUAUCAGCAAACAUCCUUGUUUGCUACGUGGAUUGGGCUCAAUGGAUCGUCUGUUCCAUAUAACAAGAGUGAAAAGUUGGAUUUUUUUGAGAAGGGAGCAGAAAGUUGUGAUCUUUUUGAUGGGAUUUGGGUUUGGGAUGAAAGUUAUCCACUGUAUAAAUCAAAGGAUUGUAAGUUCUUGGAUGAAGGCUUUCGUUGUUCUGAGAAUGGUAGACCUGAUAAUUUUUAUACUAAAUGGCGUUGGCAACCUAAAGAUUGCAACUUGCCCAGAUUCGACGCAAAAAUUAUGUUAGAAAAGCUGCGAAACAGACGGGUUGUAUUUGUUGGGGAUUCAAUUGGAAGAAACCAGUGGGAGUCUCUUCUCUGCAUGUUGUCUUCUGCAGUUCCCGACAAAAGCAAGAUAUAUGAAGUCAAUGGAAAUCCUAUCACCAAGCACAUGGGCUUCUUGAUUUUUAAGUUCAAGGAUUUCAACUGCACUGUUGAGUACUAUAGAGCUCCGUUCCUAGUGUUUCAGGGUCGUCCGCCUUCGGGGGCUCCCAAGAAUGUUAAAUUGACAUUGAGGUUAGAUCAAAUGGAUUGGAGCUCUACUCAGUGGAAAGGGGCAGAUGUUUUGAUAUUCAACAGUGGUCACUGGUGGAUUCAUGAAAAAACUAUUAGAGAGGGAUGUUACUUUCAAGAAGGUGGAGAAGUCAACAUGACCAUGAGUAUAGAGACUGCAUACCAAAAGUCUAUUUUGAGAUUGGUUGAUUGGAUAGGUCAUGAAGUGAACAUGACCAAGACGCAUGUUGUAUUUCGAACUUAUGCUCCUGUCCACUUCAGAGGUGGGGACUGGAAAACUGGUGGUAGCUGUCAUCUGGAGACACUACCUAAUAUAGGAUCGUCCCAAGAGUUGCUGAAGACGUCAUUUGAAUAUAACACAGUGAUUAAUGUGCUGUCAGAGCAACAGAAGAAAUCAAAAGCGUGGAACUUGGAUUUACUGAAUGUAACAGGAAUGACAUUUCAGAGAAGAGAUGGUCACUCAUCUUUGUAUUACUUAGGUCCUAAGGUUGGGCCAGCUUCUCUCCACCGCCAAGACUGCAGCCACUGGUGUCUCCCCGGUGUCCCUGAUACAUGGAACGAGCUUCUCUAUGCCACCUUCCUCAAACGGGAGUUAGCUCGUGCAAAUUUUUCCAAACAAACUUCUUGAUCUCCCACAUGAUAGGUAAAGAGAUCCGCGAAACCAUGUCACCAUGUUGUCUCCGACAUUUCAAAUGUUACACCUUGUGUACCAAAUGUAAGAGGAGUUGAUUUUUUAAGUUGGAGGAUUUCCUAAUCCUAGUACACUUGCAGUCUCGUGGAGUAUAAGACGCAUGCCUUGGAAAGGAAACUCGAGUUAGAAAAUCCUCAACUUUUGCGCUCCAUGGUAUAUUGCUAUGGAGAUUAAACAUAAGGAAUGUGCCCUUUUUCAAGAUUAAAUUUGAAAUUAUUUAGGGGCAUUCUCUUCUGAGCUGAUGACAUUCAACUUAUGCAGUUUGUAUACUUAGGAUUAUGUAGAAUCUUGGACUUCACCAAAUUAUUGGAUUGUACAUAGCAUUGUGUGUUGUAUAGCUGAAGAGACAUUAACCUUUUAUACAAAAUCCUGCGUAUUUGAUGCAA